AUGGUCUCACCAUUUCGUGUAGGAAGCACAGUAAAUGCAAGAAGAUUGUCAGUUAACGACUCAUUUCGUGAUGUGGAAAAUAACAUUAGGAGAGCUGUCGCCAAACUGAAUGAACUAUGGGAUCAGAUACACAUGUCUGAAUCCGCAAGAGUUUCUCGCGUUGGCGUUGCGUCUGAAGAGAGCAUGGUUGCUGCUGUAGGCACAGACAUUGAGAACGGACUCAACAAGAUAGAUAGGAUGCGAUCACAGUUGAAAAUGGAACCUUGGCAGAAUGCGAAAGCCCCUCCUGGUUCUAUAGAACUUCUCAAAUCUAUCGAAAGCGAGAUGAAGAAACUAAAACCUCUUUACGAUACUCGUAAACGAGAGCAAGAUGAGCUGUUAGAGCAGCUUACACAAUUGUCGUUCCGCCUUGGAGUUGAAGAGGAAAAUAUAGUCAGAAAUGAAGAAGAUGUGAGUCAAUCAUUUUUUAUGAACAGUUGAUG
This is a messenger RNA of Strongylus vulgaris, 482 nucleotides long. The record is from the annotation of a GenBank genome assembly. Lineage: Eukaryota; Metazoa; Nematoda; Chromadorea; Rhabditida; Strongylidae.